Molecule: messenger RNA, 6601 nt
Organism: Sardina pilchardus (European sardine)
Lineage: Eukaryota; Metazoa; Chordata; Actinopteri; Clupeiformes; Clupeidae
Gene: kctd3
Product: potassium channel tetramerization domain containing 3
Exons: 18
Coding region: 308-2890 (860 amino acids)
Biological process (GO): protein homooligomerization
Molecular function (GO): protein binding
Source: RefSeq, a predicted model, not a curated record
GGCUAGCAGCCUCCACCCCAACGCGAAGAAACAGCGAAGGGGCUUCUCGAGAUCCCCCAUUACCCACAUAUAUCUAUCCGGUCUUUAGUUAACAUCAACAGGGACAAAUUCCAGAUAUGACGAAAGAGUGUUUACGAGCUGCGUACUCGUAGCCCGCCGUUUCGAUGCAGGAGUGAGGCGUAGUGUUUUCAUGGGGGCGGUGGGUCGAGAAGAAAAAUCCGAGUAACGUCCGAGAAGCUGGAUACAUAAACAAUCUGGAUACUGAUUGACAGAAUCGACAGUGUCAGUCGAUGAGGAGAUAAACAACAUGGCAGGGGUUUGCAACAGUGUUACACCUGGGAUGGGUGAAAUUAUUCAACUGAACGUCGGCGGAACGAGGUUUAGCACCUCCAGACAGACCCUUAUGUGGAUUCCAGACUCUUUCUUCUCAAGUUUGCUCAGUGGGAGAAUCUCAACUCUGAGGGACGAAACUGGAGCUAUAUUUAUUGACAGGGACCCAACAGCGUUUGCACCGAUUCUGAACUUUCUUCGGACGAAAGAAUUGGACUUACGGGGGGUGAAUAUAAGCGUCCUGCGCCAUGAAGCUGAGUUUUACGGGAUAACCCCAUUAGUGCGGCGACUGUUGCUGUGUGAGGAACUGGAACGGUCGUCGUGUGGCAGUGUUCUGUUUCAUGGAUACCUGCCGCCUCCAGCAAUCCCGGCGCGUAAGAGCAGCAGCAGUGGGGGUGGCGGGGCGUCGGCAGCAGCUGUGACGGCCCCAGAGGAGCGGUCGGGGCCCGGGGGGGCGGAGGGAGGGUUCCCCCCCAGACCCACCAGACACCCAGGCCUGCCGGGACCCUCAGGGGCAGACGCAACCCAGCGACUAGGCUCUCCCGUUGAUCCGAGAAAGGUGCUGAUUGUCGCUGGCCACCAUAACUGGAUUGUCGUUGCCUACGCACAUUUCGUCAUAUGCUACAGGAUCAAGGAGUCGUCUGGUUGGCAGCAGGUGUUCUCAAGCCCGUACCUGGACUGGCCAAUCGAGCGCGUGGCUCUGAACGCUAAGGUGGUGGGUGGUCCCCAUGGCGACAAAGACAAGAUGGUGGCAGCUGCUUCAGAGAGCAGCAUCAUUCUGUGGAGCAUCCAGGACGGGGGAAACGGGAAUGAGAUAGGUGUGUUCAGUCUGGGGGUGCCUGUGGACUCGCUCUUCUUCAUUGGGAGUCAGCUGGUGGCCACCAGCCACACGGGGAAAGUCGGGGUGUGGAACGCCGUCACUCAACACUGGCAGGUGCAGGACGUGGUGCCCAUCACCAGCUGUGACACGGCCGGCUCCUUCCUGCUGCUGGGCUGCAAUAACGGCUCCAUCUACUACAUCGACAUGCAGAAGUUUCCUCUGCGGAUGAAGGAUAAUGAUCUGCUGGUGACGGAGCUCUACCACGACCCCUCGAACGACGCCAUCACUGCCCUCAGCGUCUACCUCACCCCCAAGACCAGUGUGAGCGGUAACUGGAUUGAGAUUGCGUACGGGACCAGCUCAGGAGCGGUGCGUGUGAUCGUCCAGCACCCCGAGACGGUGGGCUCAGGACCCCAACUCUUCCAGACCUUCACUGUCCACCGCAGCCCCGUCACCAAGAUCAUGCUCUCCGAGAAACACCUGGUGUCAGUGUGUGCGGACAACAACCACGUGCGCACGUGGACGGUGACGCGGUUCCGAGGGAUGAUCUCCACCCAGCCGGGCUCCACCCCUCUGGCCUCCUUCAAGAUCCUCUCCCUGGAGGAGGCCGAGAGCCACAACAGCUACUCCGCAGGAAAUGACGUCGGCCCGUUUGGGGAGAGAGAUGACCAGCAGGUCUUUAUCCAGAAGGUCAUACCCAUCACCAACAAGCUCUUUGUGCGCCUCUCCUCCACUGGAAAAAGGAUCUGUGAGGUGCAGUCGGUGGACGGCACCACCAUCACCUGCUUCACGGUGCGUGAGUGUGAGGGCUCCAGUCGCAUGGGCUCGCGGCCGCGCCGAUACCUCUUCACCGGCCAGGCCAACGGCAGCAUCCAGAUGUGGGACCUCACCACCGCCAUGGACAUGGCCAGCAAGGCCGACGACAGGGCCAAGAAAGAGACAGAAGUUGGCGGUCCGACAGAGGAGGAGCUUCUGAAGCUGCUGGACCAAUGUGACCUCAGCACGUCUCGCUGUGCCACGCCCAACAUAAGCCCCGCCCCCUCCGUGCUGCAGCCCAAUCGGCUUCGAGAGUCCUGCUCCAGCCUUCAGCUGCAGGCGCAGGAGCCCAUCCCGGAGACGGCCACCUACGGGGCGCUGCGUCCGUACCGAGAGAGCCCCCUGCUGGCCAGAGCGCGCCGCACCGAGAGCUUCCACGGCUACCGGGGAACCGACUUCCAGAGCUUCAGCCUGGGACGCAGCCUGCUGGAGCCCGACGGGCAGGCCGACGAGCCCCGGCACUCCACCUCCGAGAGCAGCGGGGAGGAGGGGGGGGGCGCCUCCGACCGCAGGAGCGGAGGAGCAGGCGGAGGCCUGGAGAGCUGGUGGGGCAGGGCCAGCGAGGGCCAGCCGGACGGGGGGAGGUCGGCUCCAGACAGCCCCGGGCUCGGAGACGUCCGCAGGAAGGUGCAGGUGGAGGAGGAAGUGGGGGGGGGCGGUUCGGCGUCAGCCGGGGCAGGGGGGUUGUCGUCGGAGAGCCGGGCGGAGGGCAAGAAGAGGGGGGCGUUUGACGGGGGCUUUCUGGGGCGCAAGAGGGCACCCCCAGUGCCGCAGCUGUCCACUCUGCCCCCCGGGGGCUCCUCGGAGGCUGGUGGGGGCAGCGACUCGUCCUCCAGCACCGCCUCGCCCUCCCCUACCAAGAUGGCCACCUCCCCGCGCCACCGUAAGGGCACAGAGACCUCCAGCCAGGAGUACAGCCUGUGAGAGGUCUCCUCAGACCCCCUCCGAGGCGUCCGACAUUAAACCUGACCGACCUCUGUGCCCUUUAACCCCCCAAAUACCCCAGUCACCUUACAGCUGGAAUGACCCGCUCCCCAGUCCCUGAGUAAAGUAGCAGUUACCCAUCUCAGAUCAGAUCAGAUGAGAGACCUUUGCUGUUUGGAGAUGGAGCUACACAACAGUCGUCUUCAUCUGGGGUUUGCACGCGCAAAGCGUUACUUCCAUGACCAUGUGUCUGGGUAAGGCUCUGCCUGUCGACCUCAGUGAGGUAUGAGGUGGUUUUUCCUUCUUCCACAAUGUUUAUUUUGUGUUUUGUGUGAGCAGCCAGAUUCCAACUGCACACACUAAUGCCUUGGCAUACGUUAUGUUUGUUUUGUUUUGUUUUUUUUUAAGAGUGGGAUCAUCACAUAGAAAUGUUUGUUGUCUUGGGUAAGCCAUACCUCCGUUGGCAUGGUAACAGCUGAUGUUUUUUUCUUUCCUGGAGCCACCAUCCUCGAGCUGAGUCCUAAAAGCUCCUUGUUUACAUGCAUGCUCGCGUCAGCUGUUCAACUGGAAUAGUUUGUCUCCUUGGUUACUCCCGUAUGAUUACGAGGAUCAACUGAUUAACGUUAUUACCUCGCUAAACUGACCUAAAAUAGUGAUGCGUUUCCUGUGUGUCACUUUAAAAAAAUGACCUUCUCUAUGGUCCCUCAAAAAAAAAAGUUAGGUCACUUGAAGCAUGGCAGGCAUGUUUUUGGAACAAGGGCCAAAAUGGACGAUGCUCGUUAUCCGCCUUUAUUAGAGUCAUGUGUCAUUUUUUUUUAUUUAGAGAAUCAUAUGAUACAACACUAUUUUUCUUACCUUAACUUGUCUAACUUAAACAAAGGGAAUUCCUUUACAUUGUAAUGUUUGAAAACUAUUUAGUGCCUUCGACCACAAUAAUAAUUUAAGUCUUAUAUUGAUUUAGGAGAAUAAUCAAACCAAAGUUAAUAUUAUGACUUGCCCCCCUCCUCGUUGUCUUGGGUGGUUAAAUCAACACUAUGUAAACAUUACGGAAAAUGAACAGUGUGUACAAACCUUUACUCAUUAUGCAACUUGAGCACCACGUAACCAGGCCCUGUCUUGGUAAUAUGUCAGUUUGACAUUAUGCAUCUCUUUUUCAAUGCGUUGACUUGUUUUGAAAAUAUGACGUCGCUGUUUUUUUUUUUUUUUUUUCACUCCACCAUAGCAUUUGCACUUCAUGUGAAUAAGCAACAGAGAAGAGGACAGGAGAGGAGAGGAGAGGAGAGGCUCACUAUAAGAUGAUGAGGAAAUAUUCAGAGACCAUAACUCGUUGCGUUGAUCGACUUCCAAGUGGCAGCCGAUUGUGGGACACGUCUGGCCGAGAUGCGGCUUAGUCUCGGCUCAGUGCUGGCCCAACGUCGGCUGUCACCUGGUCGUCCGUCCGUCCGUUUGUCACUUUUUUUCUGUCUCUCAGCCAUAUGCAGUCAGCUCAUGUUUACAAGCUAUAUGAAAAAAAAAUGUACAGACUCUAUUUAUGUUGCUCCGCAUAUCAUAUAUCUAUAUAUAUGAGAAGUAAUGGAUGUUAUUAUGUCAUAUUAUCAUGUCACUAACUAGCGUUAGCAUAUGCUGUGCGCACAGUAAGACAGAGCACUGAGUUAUAAGCCUUUGCAAAACAUGAAGCAGAAGAACACUAUAUGAAGAAAGUACACUUUAAGAGUGUAGCACUGAGUAGUAUGCAUCAGUAGUAGUAUACUUUAGCCGUAGUAUGCUUUCCCCACACUAACUACCUAACUGGACCGAGCCAGUGUCUGUGACCAGGGCUUGUAUUGUUUGAUGGUCUAUGGGAGGCCUGAUUGUGAUAAUGCCUACGGAAGCACUCAUUUUUCCCCACCAUUUCCUGUGUCAUCACAUCCUCUGCCAACAGUGGCGCGAUAGUGGCGUGCUGCGAUGCUCAAAAGCGCAACCCCAGGGGAUUGUGGGAUACUGAUGAAUGGGCGCGCUGCACCUCUGUGAUGGCACUACAGAUGGGCUGGUUCUGGCGUCACCCUGCGGCCCAGCUCAGAUGCACACACACACACACACACACACACACACACACACACACACACACAGGCAGUCUAUUUCACACACACACGCAGUGCCACCCACACUCUUAGGAGCCAGGAUCUGUCAGCACAUUAAACGCCCAUCUCACGCCCUGCAGCUGGGCACCUGUGUGUGUAUGUAUGUAUGUGUGUGUGUGUGUGUGUGAGUGUGUGUGAGUGUUUGUGAGUGAACCUGCCAGCUCCUGUUCAGUGUGUGCGGGUGUGUGACAUGGCAGGAAGAUAAUUACCAGCUUCCAGAGUUGAUUUAUGAGUUUACGCAGCUCUCACACUGCCACUGAUGCUGAGGGCAAACUUCUCACACACACUCAAACACCUACACACACACACACACACUCUCUCUCACAUAGUUGUCUGUAGCUAAUAAGUCUUCAACACUGUCACUUUCCCUCAAGCCCAAAGCCCCAGCAGACAGACAGUCCUGUGUGCAGCCUGGCUCUCCUUCAUGGCUUUGAGUGCAGUGUUAGUGUGUAGGAAACCGCGCCAGAAAUGACACAAUUCCCAUGAACCCUUGCAGAGGACAUACUGAACUCACUCUGAGAAUAUUUUAACUCUAAUAGUGAUUAUUAUGUGCGCCAUGGUGUGAGACUGGUUUGAGAACUUACUCUAAGAAUGUUCUCACUCUAAUAGUGAUUGUGCAUCUGGUGAGCCUGAUUUGAGAACUUACUCUAAGAAUUUUCUCACUCUAAUAGUGAUUGUGCAUCUGGUGAGCCUGAUUUGAGAACUUACACUAAGAAUAUUCUCACUCUAAUAGUGAUUGUCAUGUGCGUCAUGGUGUGAGACUGAUCUGAGAACAGUACUCCUCUGUGAUGCUUCAUGGACGUUGUACACUACAAAACACAGAUAUAGCUGCUUUCACUGACAUAUCACAGGCAUUCUGCAGCACUCUUACCUACAACGCCAAGCGUGUUCGUAGCUUUGCGUAGAUAGCGGCUCCAUACGGACUGGAAUAAGUAUGAGAGAGGAAUAGCUAACGAAUUGCGUUUAAUUCACAGAUUGCGAUAUGAAAUAACUGUUUUCAUGUUUGUUUAUUUACUGGUUUGACCAAGGUAAUGUAGUUUUGGAUAAGUUUAGAGACAGUCACAGCAAGAAUGUAGAAUACAAUGGAGUCUGAUGCACCUUGAAAAGACACUGAUAUGAAUUUAUAUGAAGAAAGGAAAAGAGAAAAGAUGAUGAACUAAUGAUGAAUUAAUGAUGAACUAAUGUCUUUGCUGUUCUCCGUGUUUGGUCUAAGUGUGUUGGAUUUAUGAUCGAUACUUAGUCGUGAGUAUUGUGAGAUCCUGCACAGGAGGCCAAUAGCUGAAUCACUAAUAUAGAGGCCAUAUCAAUGGUACGCCAGCUCUGCUGUAGGUGAAUGUGGUACCCGAAUCUCCUGAGUAAAAAGCUACACCUACACAGUAGCGCUCUCACCUUUCUGUAACCUCUGUAUGGGCACAAAAGAAAACAAGACCAACAUGUCAUUAAAUAAUACGUCUCAGUGUUUUUCUUUAAUGUGCUGUUAACAUGAACACCACGGUACAGGAACUUCUCAUCUCUGCAUGGUCCACAUGUCCUGCCGCUGAGAGACUGAUAGACAAGCACAUAGCAUUUCAGCGAGUCAGAUCACAUUCUA